AUGGUCUUACCCGAAAUAUCUUCUGAUGUAGUUAUCUCAUCAAAUUAUAUUCGCCAGGCAUACCCGCCCCACGGGAGAUGUGCGCCAAGUUUCAUAUCAGCCCAAGCUGAAGUCUUGAACCAUGGAACCAUUCAGAAUGCUGGCGUGUUGACUCUCCACGCACAACUUUGGACGCCAAAGAAAACGGCAAGUGAAUUUCCUUACGUAGAAGAUACCGCAUUGGUUGAUCUGGUCGUGUUGUUAAACAAUGGAAGGGCCACUUCCUUGGUUGUGAGCCGUGAGUACGCGGAUGGAGUGAUGGAGCUGGUCGUCGAUCCUGAUAGCCCGGGGACGAAUGUGUUCGCCGCGGUCCACGGUAGCUCCCCGAGAUGGAUACGAGCUGGCGGGUAA
Penicillium paradoxum is the source of this 390-nucleotide messenger RNA. RefSeq lists its product as uncharacterized. NCBI's taxonomy places the organism in Eukaryota, Fungi, Ascomycota, Eurotiomycetes, Eurotiales, Aspergillaceae. The transcript has 2 exons. Bases 1 to 390 code for a protein of 129 amino acids. The record is from RefSeq and is a predicted model, not a curated record.